GUGGCAGCUUGCGUUUUCAGUGGCGUUGGCGUUGCGCUCUGAUUGUGCCUCCAGUGUGCGGAAUCGGCGCGCGAAAACGAACAGCGCAACUGCUUGUUUGGAGUAACGUGCCUGUUUGAAGUAACGACGACAUGCACCACCUUUAUGCGAAAAUGUCAUGUAGAUGCGACGCAGCGGCGCGAGAAAGGCAAAAGUAGGCUGCCGACACCCAUGCCAACAUUCCGAAAAUGGUGUUUUACCUCACAUAUCCGGACGGUAAUGUUGAUCUGGAACUUCUGUGCAACAUAUGCCACCUUAGGUUGGCUAUUAUGAUGAAGAUUGCCCGGUGCGAGGGUAACGUCGACGCGGUCCGCAAUGUUCUGAGCAAGACGACACGUGCCACGAGUGCCUUGUCGAAGGGAGUCGACAGGACAGCGUCUCACACUUCUUCCUUAGGUUGUUGCUGUGCCCAUUCAAGUCUGCCCUCAACACCGUGGUACAGGCAGAGUCAAUGCUGUUCCAGUGUCGAUUCGAGGCGCUGAACUGGGACGAACGCAGAGCCAUCAUUGAGCGUGCUUUCUCUGAAUCUAAUGAACUCCUGAUGUGCAACAUCAACCAGCAAUUUCGUGAUAUUCUGACGACGCUGACAAAGGUUCUUGAUGCUACCCUGAAGAACUGGAGUCGCAUCGUUGAAGCCAAAAAAUUUUCUGUUAACGUGCCGUUCGAGCAUGCCCUCUCCCUCGUGAGUGCUCGGCGGGUCAUCCUACGAGCGGGCGAUGCAGUCAUACAGGAGCACCACCUUCCCGAGUUCCUGGCGGGCAUGUUCCUGGCAGUAUGCGAGCAAGGCACCGCACACUUCAAGAGGUCGGCGAAGUUUCGCACCCUGCACCAGGACGAGAGGAUGGUGGACCUGCGUAAAUCUUUAAGAUUUGUCUUUUCGCUUUUCCUGAAGGAGAUUGGGCUGGACUUGAAGGAGGCCAUUCAGUUCUGGAGUCGGCACUACGUCGAGCCCCCCGGCAAGAACGCCACUUGCAGCCACACGUGGCAGGCAAACACGUCGCGCCUCACCUACAGCGUGCGACACAUGUACGGCCAGGAGGGCAGGCGCAUUGACUACACAGCCCAUGGGUGCGCUCAAGUCCAGGGCAACAGCCUCUGUCCGUUCACCACCGACAAGUUUCAGGCCAUCUAUGGAGGAAAACAGGUGGAAGAUAUGGAAGACAUUGCCCAGCUCUGCGAGAACAAGCAGUACAUAGCAGCGUGCAAGCUUCACAUGGAGAGGAUUGGGAAACAACUCGCGUCAGAGAUGGUCUUGCAGGCAGAACCAUUUGAAAGCCGCGACACGGAGUACCUUCAAGAACCUCUAGUAGGAAUUCACAAACCGUCGCAGUUCUACUUCUACAUCAGAAAAUUAACCGGACUAUCCUAACCCCUUGUUUUGUUCCAUGGGGUGUUGAAGGAACAGUAUUUGAAUGAAUUUCAUUGAGACUACACACUGUGAAUGCAGAGCGUUCCUUUUUGUUCGGGCAUAUUGUCGCUUAAGUGAUGUACAUUUACUCAUUUUCUCCAAAGUAGGAAUUUAGGCUUUAAUAAAAUGCCUAUCUUUUGUUGUUCUCAAAGC
Molecule: messenger RNA, 1600 nt
Organism: Rhipicephalus sanguineus (brown dog tick)
Lineage: Eukaryota; Metazoa; Arthropoda; Arachnida; Ixodida; Ixodidae
Exons: 6
Coding region: 491-1408 (305 amino acids)
Biological process (GO): DNA replication, synthesis of primer
Cellular component (GO): alpha DNA polymerase:primase complex
Source: RefSeq, a predicted model, not a curated record